UCUUAACUGCAAGGUUGAGUGGCUAGCUAGGUUAGAAUAUUACGGAUAUUUUUGUUUGCCUAAACCAAAUCAGUUUUGAGUUAUGUCGGGAAAGUCCAUCAAGAAGUUACUAUGCUUUGAAUCACGUCGGAAUCAAGUGGCUAGUGAGUCGGUGCAUGGUAAGAACUUGGCCGCGAAAUGGAUUACUUCAUGUGAUGCAUGUGUAGAGGAAAAUAAAGACUGUAACUGUCAUCGACUAGGAGAUGUAAAAAGCCCAGUUGAUGGCGUCCAGGCUGAGGGUAAUGAUUCUUUUGCUCAUGCAGUCAUCAACAUGAUCGGAAUGCUAAUAGGUCUUGGGCAGUUAUCAACGCCAUACGCAUUAGAAAAUGGGGGGUGGAGUUCUGCAGUGUUGCUUAUUGGGCUAGGGAUAAUCUGUGCAUAUAGUUCUCAUCUGCUUGGAAAAUGUCUUGACAAGAAUCCCAAGUCAAGAAGCUAUGCUGAUAUUGGACAAGAAUCAUUUGGAAGCAAAGGAAGAGUUUUAGUUUUAACCUUCAUCUACAUGGAGAUUUUCAUGGCCCUCGUCUCCUACACUAUCUCUCUCCAUGAUAACAUUACCAUUGUAUUUUCAGGGGCUAGACUCAGUUUACCAUGCCUUAAAUUAUCUACUUCCCAGUUGCUGACGAUAAUGGCUGUGCUUGUAGCACUUCCCAGCUUGUGGAUUAGAAAUCUCUCGUCUAUCUCUUUCCUUUCAACCGGCGGCAUCCUAAUGUCUCUUGUUAUUUUCAUUUCUGUGGCUUGCACUCCUGUCUUUGAAGGUAUCAAAGCUAAUCAUAGUAUACCAGUGCUUCGCCUCCGCAAGAUUCCUGCCAUUUCUGGCCUCUAUAUCUUCAGUUACGCCGGCCAUAUUGUUUUCCCCAACUUGUAUAAAUCCAUGAAAGAUCCAUCCAAGUUUACCAAGGCAUCUAUCGUGAGCUUUGCCUCAGUAACCACACUUUAUACAGCUCUAGCAUUUAUGGGUGCAAAAUUGUUUGGCCCAGAAGUUAGUUCUCAGAUAACACUCAGCAUGCCUCCACAUCUUAUUGUCACAAAGAUUGCUCUAUGGGCUACAAUCUUAACACCCAUGACAAAGUAUGCCCUAGAAUUUGCACCAUUUGCAAUCCAGCUUGAGCACAGCCUUCCCAAUUCGAUGAGUCCAAGGAUGAAGAUGAUCAUACGAGGAGUUGUGGGUUCAAUUGUGUUACUUCUCAUACUAGCCCUUGCACUGUGUGUGCCAUAUUUCGAGCAUGUUCUUGGACUUACUGGGUCACUAGUCAGUAUCAGCAUUUGCAUAGUCUUCCCUUGUGCGUUUUACACCAAGAUUUGCUGGCCUCACAUAUCUAAACGUCUCUUAAUCCUUAAUAUUACACUUAUUGCAUUUGGAUUUCUUCUUGGAACAGUUGGCACCAUAUCCUCUUCAAAGUUGCUCAUAGCAACUCUAAUCAGAGCUCACUCAACCUGAAGAUGAAGCCAAGUUGUAUUAGUGAUUGUAAUUUUAUAGAUUUUUACCUUCCCCAUUUCAUCUUAUACCAUAUGUAAUGCACAAAUAAAUUUUAGCAAGGCGUGUAUGAUAAGGAGUGGGUGCUCAUGUUCGAAGCUUACUUUGAAAAUGAUGAAUGUUCAUAACUUACCCUAAAUUAAAUC
Molecule: messenger RNA, 1659 nt
Organism: Manihot esculenta (cassava)
Lineage: Eukaryota; Viridiplantae; Streptophyta; Magnoliopsida; Malpighiales; Euphorbiaceae
Product: amino acid transporter AVT1H
Exons: 3
Coding region: 83-1477 (464 amino acids)
Biological process (GO): amino acid transmembrane transport
Cellular component (GO): vacuolar membrane
Molecular function (GO): amino acid transmembrane transporter activity
Source: RefSeq, a predicted model, not a curated record